Molecule: messenger RNA, 1142 nt
Organism: Haemorhous mexicanus (house finch)
Lineage: Eukaryota; Metazoa; Chordata; Aves; Passeriformes; Fringillidae
Product: mitochondrial import inner membrane translocase subunit Tim23
Exons: 7
Coding region: 39-659 (206 amino acids)
Biological process (GO): protein import into mitochondrial matrix
Cellular component (GO): TIM23 mitochondrial import inner membrane translocase complex; mitochondrial inner membrane
Molecular function (GO): transmembrane protein transporter activity
Source: RefSeq, a predicted model, not a curated record
CCGUUAGUGGUGGCGAGGGCGGCGGGUGCGGGGCCGCCAUGGAGGGCGGCGGGAAUUCCAAGGGCACCGGGCUCGGCGGCCUCUUCGGCGCCGGCGGGCUCGGCUACUCGCACGCCGACCUGGCCGGGGUGCCGCUAACUGGGAUGAGCCCUUUGUCUCCGUAUUUAAACUUGGACCCCAAGUACCUAGUCCAGGAUACAGAUGAGUUUAUCUUGCCCACAGGAGCCAACAAAACUCGAGGCAGAUUUGAGCUGGCCUUUUUUACCAUUGGAGGAUGUUGUAUGACAGGGGCAGCGUUUGGUGCACUGAAUGGUUUGAGACUUGGCUUGAAGGAGACACAGAAUAUGGCAUGGUCAAAACCUAGAAACGUACAAAUUCUAAAUAUGGUGACAAGGCAAGGAGCAUUAUGGGCUAACACUCUGGGAUCACUGGCUCUACUUUACAGUGCAUUUGGAGUCAUCAUUGAAAAAACACGAGGUGCAGAAGAUGACCUGAACACCAUAGCUGCUGGAACCUUGACGGGAAUGCUAUACAAAAGCACUGGUGGAGUGCGCGGGAUAGCACGAGGUGGGAUCGCAGGCCUGACGCUGACCGGCCUCUACGCCCUGUACAACAACUGGGAGCACAUGAAGGGCUCCCUAGCCCGGCAGUCCCUGUGAGCAGGGCAGAGGACACGCUUGCUUAGUCACCAAUCAAAUCAGUUGUGAGAUCUAUCUGGUGCCCCUUGCUAUUUUAUUUACAAUUAGUGUGAAACUGAUGGAAGCUGUGCUGGGAGGAACCUCUUGACACCGUGUAGCUGGACUGGCCCUUCCCGCCAGCCAGUUGCUGGAGAGGCAGCAAUGUUUGUUGGACCUGCAAGUGAACAGAGUGGCCACCGAGACAGUGUCUCCCUGCCAUGCUCCCUAGGCAGCCCUGGCCAGAGCUGCCAGGCACGCUGGGCCCCCAUAGCAGAUCCUGCUCAGUGCCAGGUUGGUUGGGUCCUGUAAGGUCUGUGUCCAUGGAGCACUCCCUGCAGCCCCAGCGCCUUGCCUGGCAGCACAGCCCCAGUAGCCAUGGCACAGGCAGGGCUUGCUAUUCUGACAGCACAAGACAAGCUAGCAAAAGGGACAUCAUCAGAAUAAAAAGGGUGGUACUUACUCAAA